AUGGACGACCAACCCAAAAACACCGAUACCACCUCUAAAACAACCACCACCGAUUCCGCCUCUAAAACCCUUCACCCAGUUUAUUCCGUAACAAACAUUCAAAACAAAGUUCGCAUCUUUGAUGGCGAAAAAGUUACCUACUUCGCAUGGGUGAAACUCUUCAGACUUCAUGCCCACGGGUAUGAUGUGUUAGACCAUAUCAAUGGCACCGAGCCCCCAGCCAAAACCGAUCCGUCUUACGAGGCGUGGUCCAAAAUUGACUCCAUUGUCCUUCAAUGGAUAUAUGGAACUCUUUCAGAUUCCUAUCUCGCUCGUGUCCUUGAAACAGGUUCAACGGCUCAACAAGCGUGGGAUCGGAUCCAAACCAUUUUUCUUAAUAACAAAAACUCUCGAGCCGCAACCCUGGAACAUGCUUUUACAACCACUACUAUGGCCUCAUGCUCAUCUAUGAAUGAGUAUUUUCAACGGAUGAAAGAUCUCGCGGAGCAACUUAAUGAUGUCGGUCACCCGGUUAGUGAGUCUCGGUUGGUUCUUCAGAUGGUUACGGGUCUUCCUCAGGAAUAUGACACCGUCGCCUCUUUUAUCACUCAGGCUGAUAAGUCAUGGGAUGAUGCUAGAGAGAUGAUUGAUCGUGAGCAAUGA
Molecule: messenger RNA, 642 nt
Organism: Helianthus annuus (common sunflower)
Lineage: Eukaryota; Viridiplantae; Streptophyta; Magnoliopsida; Asterales; Asteraceae
Exons: 1
Coding region: 1-642 (213 amino acids)
Source: RefSeq, a predicted model, not a curated record